AUCCCCUGUCACUUGUUUAUCAGCAUUCAGCAAGCAAAUUUGAGAAGACAAACUCUAGUUAUGUUUUGAUAUUAUUUUGAUUUUUGUGAGUUUACCAUGCCUAGAGAAAGAGACCCCUUGGUUGUUGGUAGAGUUAUAGGGGAUGUUUUGGACCCUUUCACAAGGUCUAUUUCUCUCAGGGUGACCUUCGCUUGUAGGGAAGUGAAUAAUGGUUGUGAGCUCAAACCAUCUCAAGUUGUCAACCAGCCAAGAGUUGAUAUUGGUGGGGAUGAUCUUAGGACGUUUUACACUUUGGUUAUGGUGGAUCCUGAUGCACCCAGCCCAAGUGACCCAAACCUGAGAGAAUACUUGCAUUGGUUGGUCACUGAUAUUCCAGCAACUACGGGGGCAAGCUUUGGGCAAGAAGUUGUGUGUUAUGAAAGCCCACGACCAACGGUUGGGAUCCAUCGCUUUCUUUUCGUGUUGUUUCGCCAACUGGGUAGGCAGACAGUGUACGCACCCGGAUGGCGCCAGAAUUUCAACACCAGAGACUUUGCUGAGCUUUACAAUCUCGGAUUGCCAGUGGCUGCUGUUUACUUUAACUGCCAGAGGGAGAGUGGUUCCGGAGGCCGGAGGCGAUGAUACAUGCAUGACUUACAAAACAAUAUAAAGGACUACAUCUACUCAAAAGAUUACAGUUAAAUUAGUGGAUGGAUCGGAUUAAUGAAGAGCUAUAGCCAACCUACUAGCAUUUUGAUUUCUCCUCUCCUUACUUAGAUAUAUAGCGUAUGGAGGCAGCAGCUACUUUCUAUGGGUCACCAUAUGUACUUAGCUACAUUUGACUUAUUAAUAAAA
This is a messenger RNA of Theobroma cacao (cacao), 834 nucleotides long. RefSeq names its product PEBP (phosphatidylethanolamine-binding protein) family protein (gene FT). NCBI's taxonomy places the organism in Eukaryota, Viridiplantae, Streptophyta, Magnoliopsida, Malvales, Malvaceae. The record is from RefSeq and is a predicted model, not a curated record.